CCUCCUCCUCCUCCUCCUCCUCCUCACACCUUUUGGUCAGAAGAGGAAGCCCAGCCCAGGGAGAGACGCUGAGAGGAUGAAACUCUGACACGCCGACAGACCACAGGGAAACAAGAGCACAACUAUAAUUGCUUGAAGGCAGCGCCCAGGAAGGUCAGCCAAGAAUCCCGCUGUAGGUGCCAAAGUGAAAUCUACAGGACUACAAUUACUUGGACAGACUGAGGCGGUGGAGCAAAGUGAAUGACAGGAAGUGAUUGGCACAGUGUGGCGUUGACACUGGACUUCGCUCUCAGAAUCUACAACAAGUGCUUCUCCUCUUCCAAACUCCUCCAGCCUCUGACAGGUUGUAUCUGACGGAGGGACCGGUGCCGGGCUCCCAUCCCCACGCUCCUUCAACAACAACACUGGUUCGUCAGCACCUGUGGCAGCAGCAGCGAGUAGAGUGACCCAGCUUCAGCCCGACCGGCUUUACCUGUACAUGGAGACCCCCAGCUGGGCAGGAAACACGUUGUGUAAGUCAGGAAACAUUGCUGUCUUCGGGAACGUGGUGUACAGCGGACUGCUGAACGAUCACCUCUGGCAUUUGGGAGUGCCCCUCUUUACAAGACUGGGUAACCAAGAGGCCACUAAUCCCCCAGAAGCGAUGGCCCAGCCGUACACCCCAGCCCAGUACCCCCCACCCCCACAGAAUGGCAUCCCCGCAGAGUUCGCAGCACCGCACCCACUUCCAACGCAGGACUACAGCGGGCAGAGCCGGGUCCCUGAACACGCCAUGACCCUGUACACGCCCACACAGACGCACAGCGAGCCGGCCGGCACUGACAACAGCACGCCCGCCAUCACCGCCACCACGACCGCACCGGUCAGUGUCCUUCAUCAUCUGCAAACACUGUUCUCAACACGCUGUCAGCAAACAGAUGAUGUGACGCAAAUAGAGGGCUCUCAGCAGCUCCAGCUCCAGCACUCAGACUCUUCAGAGAAGCAGCAGCCCAAAAGGUUACAUGUCUCCAACAUUCCCUUCCGCUUCCGGGACCCUGACCUAAGGCAAAUGUUUGGGCAAUUUGGAAAGAUUUUAGAUGUGGAGAUUAUCUUUAAUGAGCGAGGAUCCAAGGGCUUUGGGUUUGUAACUUUCGAAACAAGCACAGAUGCCGAUCGUGCGCGGGAGAAACUAAAUGGUACAAUCGUAGAGGGACGCAAAAUAGAGGUGAACAACGCAACAGCACGAGUGAUGACAAACAAAAAAGUGGCCAACCCUUACACGAACGGCUGGAAGCUGAAUCCAGUGGUGGGAGCUGUCUACGGUCCUGAACUGUAUGCCGUAACAGGGUUUCCCUACCCUGCCACAGGCGCUACCGUGGCCUAUAGGGGUGCCCACUUGCGAGGUCGAGGGCGGGCCGUGUACAACACGUUCCGCACAGCUCCACCCCCACCACCCAUCCCAGCUUACGGAGCGGUGGUGUACCAAGAUGGCUUCUAUGGUGCAGAGAUCUAUCCGCAACCGCCGCAACCACCGCACCGCUGCCUCCCUGCACCACUCUCCGUCGGACGUCUUCCCUCCGGAGGAUAUGCAGCAUACAGAUUUGCCCAGCCCGCCACCACCGCUGCUUACAGUGACAGCUAUGGCAGAGUCUAUGCAACGGCAGACCCCUACCACCACACGAUUGGCCCCGCAGCCACAUACAGUGUGGGGACUAUGGCUAGCCUAUACAGAGGAGGGUACAGUCGCUUCACUCCCUACUAAAAGAAAGAAAAAGAAAAGACAGAGACAUUACCGCAGCAAACAAACAAAACAAAAAAAACGAUCUUAAAAAAUAACACAAAACAACACAAAACAAGCAAAGGCCCGGUCCUUGGUGGAGAGCUAAAUCAAACUAAAAGCUUCCAGGUCCCCACGCUGAGCCCCUCCCCCUGACACCCUCUCAAGCUGAUUUUUCUACAACAACCUAUUUGAUGUCAUCAUUGGUCUGCUCUUGUUUUGUAUUCAUUUUGUGCUUUUGGUUUUCUUUUGGAAAGUGUUGUAUGCACAUGUGCAUUACCUUGAUUGCUGUAUAUGGGUGCUGUGUCACCAUAACCAAUGUGAGCCUACUGCAGCACGCAUGAUGCAUGCUCAGAGGUGUGUGAAUACGCAGCCGCUGUCCUCUGACUAAGAAUAUACUGGGGCAUUUCUUUUUUAUGAUACAUGCAUGACAAACUGGAAACAUAGCAGGUGUUAUCGGUCCACGCUGAUCCAAUUCCAAUUGUAACCUUCCAUUAAGGACAAAGAGCUCGGUGUACACGCUGACUCACAUGCCUCGGUAAUUCUUAGCUCAAAGACGGCACUGUUCUGACUGCUUUUGUUUUUUCUUUAAACGUUGGAGUGUCCUACUGUUGUGCACUUGCAGUGGAGCCUUACUACCUGUACUAUGUGGUCUGACAGCAUGCAGACCACUGCCUGAAGAUCAGAUUUCUGUCUCACAAUGCUCACACUUUGGCUCAGUCUUCUGCAAAUCACUCGAUGUUUAUAUGCAACUAUUCUGCACGGUUUUAGAGGGAAGUGGAGCGUUGUGUUCAGGAACAAAAAAAACUGUUAAAAUGGGGAUAGAGCGUUUGUUUUUCCAACCAGCAGCCUCGGUUUGCAUCGCCCAUUCUAUAGUUGGCAGUGAUAUUUGAAACAUUAAAUGGGGAUUUGCAUAUCAA
Gymnodraco acuticeps is the source of this 2676-nucleotide messenger RNA. Its product is annotated as RNA binding protein fox-1 homolog 3-like. The coding region runs from base 479 to 1741 and encodes 420 amino acids. The record is from RefSeq and is a predicted model, not a curated record. Gene Ontology annotation, cellular component: cytoplasm; nucleus. Gene Ontology annotation, biological process: nervous system development; regulation of alternative mRNA splicing, via spliceosome. Gene Ontology annotation, molecular function: mRNA binding. The transcript is spliced from 18 exons. Lineage: Eukaryota; Metazoa; Chordata; Actinopteri; Perciformes; Bathydraconidae.